UUAAUAACUUCAAAUAGUCUGAGCACAGGAUAGCUGGGUGACAGUUUGGUGAUAGAACCUGGGUUCAUAAGACUUUGAAAUGAAUUCUCAGUUUCUAGGAAAACAGCAGGGUUAGCUUAAAGGCCAGUAUGUUAGUCACCUGUUAGAAAGUUUUGGUUUGUGGGGGAGGGGUCUAAUGAUUAUUUCUUUAGUGUUUGCUCUUGAGUUUAUUUCCUUUGUUAGUUCUUUUGGGUAUCAGUUCUAAUUUAACUGCUAUAUUAAACAAGAGUUACUCCUCUGUGGACUGUGGGGUCUGAUUCACUAUCUUGUUUCAUUUAUUUGUUUGGACACUUGACUCAGUAGAUCUCCACUUCUAUCUGGUGGCAGCUAAUACAAAAAGGAAGUCCAAACUACUCUAAAAGUGAAGAUGAAUCCAUAUUUAAAAGUCAUCUUUGAAAAAAUAAAAAAGUAAGCUUUGCCCUGCAAUCACAUCUUAGAGAUGGCAUUCUAUUUUGUGUCAAGUAGAAAUCAUUUUUAAAGUAUCACUUCAUUUUCGUAGAGAGGAUCAUUAAUUUAGUUUUUAGAUGUAUCAACAUUCCUGCCUUGAUGGUUAGUUGGGACAUUUCCCUAGAGAAAUUAGUAUGGAGCUUACUUUUUUGCCUAAAAUAUUGAAGUAGUUAAUGUAAAAAUAAAUUACCUACAUCAGUGAUUUGCAAUCCUCUCUGCUGAUUAAAAUUCCCUGGGGAGCUUUUAAAAAUUACAGAUCCCAGGUCCCCACCCUUAACUAACUAAAACAAGGAGUGGUGGCCAGGCAUGGUUCUUUUUGGUUUUGUUUUUGUUUUUAUUUUUUUAAAAAAAGCUCCUUAGGUGAUUCACAGCCUACGUUAGAACACCCACCUAGAUAGGUCAAGCCCAAAAAUUAACCAAUCGAUCAUUCCCCAUUUGUGUUCUAAUUUGAGGCAUUGCUUCAGUGUGAUUUGUUUUAAAACCACAAGUGAUCUCUCUUACCUGUAGCUUUAAAUCCAAAUAUAUUUAGAAAACAGCCAUUUUACUAACCAAUUUUUCAGGUCUCAGCUCCCUACAACCUUGUUUCAAUCUUGUUGAACUCAAAGCCUUUGAACACUCCCUGAACUGUUAUUCCUCCAUGUUUGAGCUUCUUGCUAUUUUCUUUCUGACACACCUGAAUCUCUUUCUAUACUUGGCAAAAUUGCACUUGUCCUUUAAAGGCCAGUAUCAUUGCUUCUGACACUGGGCUGAUCAUAAUAAUUUUAUAUAAUGCUGAUUUGUAUAAAUUCACAUCACUUGUAUAUUUUCCUGAAGAGACAAAGUCACAUUAUCUAGUGAUAAGUAUACAGUUAAUAAUAGCUCUCUUCAAACUUUAUCUAAGUGUAUCUAUCAUAUUGUCACUUAGUUACUCCAAUAUCAAUAAUUACUUAGAUAUAUAAUUCUAGAUGGAGGCAUUUGAUUCAAGUUUAUGAAUUAUUUCUCAUAGACGUUUGAAUUAUGUUCUGAACAGUUGCAAAUUCCAAUGCCUUUUAUUCUAGCUCCUUGAAUCAUUAUAGGAAAACUAUAACAUAUGAUUUUUUUUUUCUGCUUCAAAUGGGACUAUCCAGACUAAAAAUUAGAAACAUUUAAAAUAUUGACAUCCAUAUUCUUUUGAUAUGUUGAUUUUUCACAUUUGCUUACAGUAUGUGUUUCAAAUAGGAAAUAAGCGGAUAUGAUUUCUUUUUCUUUACUCCUUUCAGCUUUGAUGCCACAGGAAGCCAGCUUGCUAACUCCCUGAUACCUGAUAUUUCCCUGACUAAAAAGACUCUCAGAUGAGGAGGAUCAGCAUUUCCCCCUAGAUAGGAGUUGUGAAUUCUCAUCUUCCUAAAGAUACAUAUGUCCCUUAAAAGGGUCCAGAAUAUUUCCUGCAAAACUGUCUCAGUCAUAGGAGCACCUAUUAAAGCUAUUAUCAGAAGGCUGAGGGAAGAAAUGCAACCUCCCUACAACAGAAAAAACAAAUGCAUCCUAAAAUAGGCCAGGAACUUGAACGUCAGCAAGAUUAGGAGGGGAAGAAGGGGAGGAAACAACGUUUUAAAUGAAAAUUUGAUUUAAAAAUUAAAGCUUAUCCUUCAUUUCUCUAGGUUAAGCCUUCUGGCUUCUUUCUUGCUGCUAGAAUUUCGGGAAAUGUAGAAAUAGUAGAGAAGAAUUUGUGUUAAUAUUUUGAGUUUUUUUUUCUUAAUUUAGGAAUAUUUUUGGUUUGUUAGGGUGGCCUGUAGCACAAUCUAUAAUUAUGCAGGUUGCAAUUUACAUCCAGUCACCAACAGAAGAGUUAACUUUUCUAGGACAAUUGCAAGAUCUCUUCAGAUAGGAAAAAUUUCUAUAAUUGAGAAACUACUCAGCUUUUAGACAGGAGCGCAUAACAUCCAGGUAAUUCCAUGCCCAUGUCGACUGUUCCUUUCCUCUAGAGUCUGUAUUGUUCUUUCUCCAUAGAACUUCAUCCCGGUCAAGCUACAGGCAAUAGCCCCCGUUAGGUGCGCACUGCAAGCCCACCACUGGAGGGCGUCUGCACGCUUCCAAACAGCUCUGAAGCGCCUGGAAAGCGACUCGAAAGCGCAGGAGGAAGAACGUGGUAUUUGAUUUUAUUGGGCUAAUAAGUAAAGGGGAGAACAAGCAGGUUUGGGAGCAAAACUAAGCUACUUUCUUACUUCGGAUCAGUCCUUCUCUGUGAGGCAGCAGAUUCCCUAGAGAGCAAAAAGAAAAUAAUACCACGCAGGACCGAGCCCGCGGAAUCCCACGAGGGCGAGUCUCGAGGGUUUGCAACCGCGCAGCGCCCGGGCGUAGGGCUAGUUUACUGGUCGCUGGAGGACACCAGGACGUGUCCCAAAGCGCGGGGACCGUCUCGGCUGUCAGGCGAUCGCGCGAUGUUGGCGGCCCGGCCGAGGUGCUGCAACAUUUUCUAGAAACCCAGGAAGGCAAGGCCUUUUUCCAAUAAUAAAAGAACUCCUUCCCUGACCUCCAUUUCUCCCGCACCGGAUUCUUUCAAAGCAUUUUUCUUUUGGAGAGAGCAGCGAGUCAACCUCGGAGUUGAAAUAGUAAAGGUGUAAGGUAAUUCAGUUGGUCGCCGCUGUGUUCACUUCCUUCCUGCCAAAGGUUCGCAAUGAAUUGUAAUUUUAUACUGUGAUUUUCUCGAUUAAAAAAUAAAAAAUAAGAAUUUAAAGAAAAAUCUUGCUCGCUGCUCAUGAACCUUUAAAUCCCUGGUAGCAAGAUGGGAGUUGAAAGGCACAUGAGAAAUGCUCAGGUUUCCCGAUAACUCGGUGCCAGGCUGAAGAACAGGACAGAUAUUUACAAGAACACGUAUUUACUAUGGUUCCCUGCCAGCCGGCUCCUGGGACUUCCUGUCACUUGAGGGGUCAAGGAGACAGAUUUCGAUUCUCCGGCUACAGUUCCUUUGUAACGGAAAGACCCUACUCUCAGGUGAAAAGAUGUCAAAUCACUCCUCAGCCCAGAAGGAAGUCAGCAUCCAAAGGGUUACGCGCGACUGCUGGAUUUGGGCGGAGGAGAAGGCGCCUCGGCACUCCCAGUAAUUCAAUUAGUCAGGUUUCUGGAAGGUGGGGCCGGGAGGGGGGCAGAGGGCGUGGAGAAGGGAGGAGAUUAGGAAAACGCCUCUUUCUCGUGGAGCAGACCAAUCCGGUUGGAGUAAAGAGAGAAAAAAAAAACCCGAUCUGUAAGCAAACAGCAGGCCGUUCCCUGACUGGCUGCUCCAGCCACCCCACCCCUUCCCAAGUAAACUGCAAGGAAAAAAAAAAAAAAAAAAAAAAAAAAAAAGCAGCCCACAUGACCCGGGCCCGGCGGCAGCAGCGCUGGCUGGGCGCGGGCUGGCGGCGCCUCCCCCUCUCCGUCCGGAGCUCACACCCGCGCUCGCGCAGCCUGCUUGCCCCGCGCCCUGUGCUACACGCCCACCCCCCCCUUCUCGACGCCCUCGUCCACGUUCACGCGCGCGGCCUCGAGCUCCGGUGUGGCUGCUGCUGCUGGGUCGCGGCUGCUGUCGGCUUUACACGCAGGUCAUUAACGAGGGGGCGUGCCCGGGGAGAUUUUUCCCAUAAAGCAUUUUUUCUCUCUCUUUUUUCUCUUUUGCAAAACUGACUUUUACCCCUUUCCACUUCUCGCCAGUCGUUUCAAUUCCUCCCGGGCUGCUUGGGCUGGUGCUGCUGCACUCAAGUUUAUUUUCCCGCCUGGUAAAGGUUUGUGGAUUCUGUUGGUGGUUUUCACCUCUUGCUGCUGCUGUGACCAAGGAGGGAAAGAGGAGCAGCUGCGGGAGGAACGGGGAGGUUUUCUGAUGUAGUCAUCGGGGAGGUGCCACACGCUCGUGCGCUCUCUCUCUCUCUUUUUUCUCCUUUCGCAUUUCAAAACUGAUUGAUGCAUCUCUACAAGUUGCCGGGCUUGGGGUCGGACCAGUCGGAGUCGCAGAGACACUUCUGAGAGCUCACGCAGGGCUCUUGGCACCGCGUCUGGGGGCUCAGUUUGCUCCCGAAAAGCGAUCGGAGACUGACAUCAGCCCAUCCAAGAGUUAGAGGGAUUCAUUUGAAAGUGAUUGUUUCCCCUCCCGCUCUCCAGCCGAACAGUUGGCUUGGCCGCGUCCUGCAGGUUUCGGCAUCCCAGCUCCGCCUAGCUGGCUGGUUUCUAACCUCUGGUACACUCAUUCCUGGCCAAGAAAAGCACGCGCGAGAAAUCCCAGAGACCCGUCAGAGGCUGGGGUGUCGCCUCUCGCCGCCGCCGCAGUCCGAUUCAGCCGGAGGACCUGCCGGAAGACGUGAAAAAGCCAAACUUUUCUUUGAGGUUUGCGAGGCAAGACUACUCCUCGCCUGCUUAGCUGCCGCUUAACCAGUUCUAGGACGCCGGCGGGGCUGGGUUUGUGGCUCCAGAUCCCCACCCUUCUCGGCGCACCGCCCCGAACCCGCAGCACCAACGACUCUGCCGAGAUUUCCAGGGGGUCACCGGGUUAAGGCACAGAGGCGGCGGGGGAAGGGUAUCCGCAGACUCCCGGGGCCACAAGCGCGAAGCCCCCAUCCACACGGAGCCCUCCUUCAGCAGUUUCCCACAGGCCGCCAAAGUAACUUGGAGCGAAGCGAGGCGCAGUGCAAGGGCCCUGGGCGGCGGCAGAGCCGUGAGCAGCCCGCGGCGCCGACGCUGAGCGGGGCCCGGCGGGCCAGUGUAUGUCUCCCCGCGGCCGUGGCGCGCAACUCCCGGUGACUGUGCAGCGUGCGCCGCCGCCUGCCCCGACCCGCGCUGCCGCCGCCCGGCCCGGCGCGCACCUCCUUCUCCCGGGGUGACCGGCCUGCUGCCGCCGCCGGAGACACAGCUUGGCACCCCUUCCCCCGCCCUCGCCGCCGCCACCACACACACACGCACGCUUCGCUCCAUCUUGUGAUUCCUUUUUUCCUCCUGAACCCUCCAGUGGGGGUGCGAGUUUGUCUUUAUUCCCCCCACUCUACCGCCUUCUUUUCUUCUCGCUCUCCUCCCCCUCCUCGGCUUGGUGUGCGCCUCUUUCUUUUCUGGCCCCUCUUCAUUUUUAUUUAUUCAUAUUUAUUUGGCUGCUGCUCCCUCGCUCUCUCUCUCCCCUUUCCUCACUUCCUCCCUCCCUCUGGAUCCCUGCUCUCUCCCCGGAGUGGCGCGUCGGGGGCUCCGCCGCUGGCCAGGCGUGAUGUUGCACGUGGAGAUGUUGACGCUGAUGUUUCUCGUGCUCUGGAUGUGUGUGUUCAGCCAGGACCCGGGCUCCAAGGUGGUCGCCGACCGCUACGCCGUCUACUGGAACAGCAGCAACCCCAGAUUCCAGAGGGGUGACUACCACAUUGACGUCUGUAUCAAUGACUACCUGGAUGUGUUCUGCCCUCACUAUGAGGACUCUGUCCCAGAAGAUAAGACUGAGCGUUAUGUCCUCUACAUGGUGAACUUUGAUGGCUACAGUGCCUGCGACCAUACUUCCAAAGGGUUCAAGAGAUGGGAAUGUAACCGGCCUCACUCUCCCAAUGGACCACUGAAGUUCUCUGAAAAAUUCCAGCUCUUCACACCCUUUUCCCUAGGAUUUGAAUUCAGGCCAGGCCGGGAAUAUUUCUACAUCUCCUCUGCAAUCCCAGAUAAUGGACGACGGUCCUGUUUAAAGCUCAAAGUCUUUGUGAGACCAACAAAUGACACCGUACAUGAGUCAGCCGAGCCAUCCCGCGGCGAGAACGCGGCACAAACACCAAGGAUACCCAGCCGCCUUUUGGCAAUCCUACUGUUCCUCCUGGCGAUGCUUUUGACAUUAUAGCACAGCCUCCUCCCAUCACCUGUCACAGAAAACAUCAGGGUCUUGGAACACCAGAGAUCCACCUAAACUGCUCAUCCUAAGAAGGGACUUGUGAUUGGUUUUUUUGGCAGAUGUCAGAUUUUUGUUCUUUCUUUCAGCCUGAAUUCUUAGCAACAACUUGGGGCCAGGGGGGGACUAAAGUAGUUGCUGCCUCCCUCCCCCACCCCACCCCACCCCCUGCCCUGGCCCCUGACUUCCCUCACCCUUUCCGAAUUAAAUGGACUCCAGAUGAACAUGCCAAAUUGUGGUAGUGACACCAGUGGUCGUCAGCUCCUGUGCAUUCUCCUCCAAGAGCUCACCUCCGCUAGCGCACUGUCAGCGUCUAUGGACAAGGAAGGAUAGUGGCAGAUGCAGCCAGUGAUGGCAAGGCCCAGGAGGGUUUUACUCUCCCAUACAAUAUUUAUGCCUUCUUCAUUCAGGACUGUAAGAUGAUCGUGCAGGGCAUCAUGUCACCAUGUCAAGUCCAGAGGGGAGGUAUUAAGAAUAGCGAUAAUAUUACACCAUUUCCUCUAGGAGUGUAUAAAUGAACAGGCUUCUAAAAGGUUGAGACACUGGCUUUUUUUGAAAAAAAGAUGACUGUCUUAAAGCAUCCUUGACAGCAGAACUUGUGCUCCGUAAAAGAAGCCUUUUUGUCUAAGAGGCAGGUUGGGUGCUGGAAUGCUAGCACAGAGCAAGUGUGAAAACAGAAAACUAGGUUUGUGGGGAUAUAUGUAUGUAUGAGUGCCUCUCAUUUUUUUUUUCUUUUUUUUUUUUUUUUUUGGUGACGGGGCAGUACACACCAGAUGUUUUUUUUUUCCUCUGAAUACUGAUCACCAUGGUGCUACAAUUUUUCUUUUCCUUUUUUUUUUUUUUUAAGAAACUAAAAGAGGCAUUUUUAUGAAUAAAGUGACCUUCCCCGAGGCUGACAAGCCAGGGUUGACGAGUGUAUAUGAAAUAGCUUUGGAUACUCCUCUGGGGGACAGUGUGUACCAAGGAAAGGAUGUCAGUGGCCAGAGGAGAUGUAAUUUGGCUUUGCUGGAGCGCCAGUGUGCUGUGGCCUUUCCCCGACUCCCACCCUAGUACCCACAUUUUGCUCCACAUCCCACGACUACAGGGGCUCAGACACAAACCCCUGUCCCCCGGAGAGUUGUCAGUACUACUUGGGAGGGAUAAAGGGAAUUUUGGAAUAAAAAUUCCAAAGUUUGGAAUGAAAAAAAUUCAAGAGUUGAUUUUAUAUUCUUUCCCUUUCUGACACAGCCUGAAGCAUAGGGGGAACAUGUGUUUAUCUGUGGGAGAUAAACAAGAUGGAGUCCCAAAGACUUUAACAAAAUAUUUUUUUAAAAAUCCACUAGAAUAGAAAAUACAUUAUUUAGAUAUACUUUAUGCUGAGAGUGAGUAUAUAUGCUUGUCCUAUUUAAACUUGUGAGAAAAAGUGGUAUCCCUUGAUACAUUUAGAAAUAUGGGGGCUAUCUUGUUUCAUUGUGGGGGUGGGGCAAGAGGAGAGCAAACACAGGAUGACCCUGUUUAAGGAAUCUUAGCAUGGCCAACAGGGAUGUUUCCAGAACAUUACCAGGAGAUGCACGCCUUGGGGGUUUCUACUGGGGAGGCUGUCAUGAACUUUGAACUCCAAAGCCUAGACAGGGAAAAGUGUCAGACAUGUGGAAAAGAAAUCAAGCCUUUUUUUUUUUUUUUUUUUUUUUUUUUGCUAUUGCAAGACACAUCAAUAGAAACCAUGCCUUUCAGAACAAAACAUAAAUGCAAUGAUUGUGUGAGAUGUGAGCAACUGGAAGCAUUCCAGCACAAUAAGGAUUUUUUAAUAUAUUUGUUCUUUUUAAAUGUACAUGUUAACAAAAGGGGGGGCUCAUAUUAUGGACGCACUUCAUGAAUGGGAAUUUGCUAAGAAUUGUGAAUAGGUAUGAAUCAGAGAAAUAUGUGAAUGAAAGGCAGCUGUACAGGCACUGCACCCUGGAGAGUUGUACACAUGUUGAAAUGUAAUCUGGGCUUACCUGAUCCGUUUGGAGUGGAUGUUAAUGCUGGGUCUGUUCGCACUUGGAACCAUGUGAGUCGGGUUGCCAGCCUCGCAGAUACAAUCAGUCCUGUUCCCCCAGACAUCAGGAACUUCUCUGGAGUGGCAGAGUCUUAUCACGGAAGGCAGCCACCAUUUCACUGAAACAACAGUUCACAGCAUUGGAUUCUUUUUUGCAUUAACUCUUUAUAUACUCAGUACUCUCAGUGAUAUCCAGUAAUACUUUUUAUUAAUAGUUACAGGCUUGUUGGUCCAGUGGGAUUUGGGUAGGGGGAAAAAAAGCUACCUUCUAAAACGGAUCAAUAGUCAGAACCAAAAUAAUACUGCAUGUUCUAUAAUCACAAGGAAAUCAAAUGAUCCUGUAAUGAUUCCAGUUAGUCAUAACUACAUUAGCAGUGCUAAUUUCAUUUUAGAAAUGGUGACUUCUGUGGUUUUUCUAGCAUUUGUCUCUAACAAAUGAUAAAAUAAUUACUCAUGGCCCUCUCUGCCAUUGUCUUUCAUUUUCACAGUGAAAUUAGACCCCUUUACUUCACCAUUGUGCCACUACAAAUUAAGUGUAAAAAAAAAAAAAAAAAAAGAAAAAAAAAAAGCAAGACUAUCCACACCAGUAGAAAAUGUGCUUCUCUACCUAUAAGUGACGUACGUAAUUGUAGGUAAUGCUUGCCACGGAAUUUUCAAGAAGAUGAUUGGUAUCAGACAGUUUUCAUCUUGUCUAAAACGUGCUGGUGGCCUUUUGUGAUGGUGUUACAACCCUCAGGGGGCUUAGGAGGAUGUCGAUGCGACUUUGUAGCAGCUUUUAAUUUCAAAAACAAUUCAAAAGUCUGAAGGGCAGCCUUCGCUGCCUCUCAGCCCCAGUUAGUCAAACCCCAGCGACCUUUGCCCCUGGUUGCCAAGGGCUUUGCAACACGAAGCAGGGAAAUAAGGAUCUGUCUGUUUAGUGGAUACCGUGUAUCCUUUAAUAGACCAGGUAAUAGUCCGUGUUAGUUUAGACUAUUGUUUUGUACUGUACUUUCUUGGGUGGCAGAGGAAAGAAAAGUAAAACGUUUAAAAAAAAAAAAAAAAACUGCGUUCUUUAAAUUCUGUAUUAUUAGCAACCUCUGUUGUAUAUAGUGUUUGAUAAUAAAGUAUUAAUUUGAUUCUUAUGUCUUUUGUAAGUGAGAACAAUAGCCUUUCAGGAUACAAAACAUGCAUUGAGACUUUGAAACAUCCAAUGUAUAUGCGGCUAAGAAGAGUCACAAAUGGCCGAAACACUGCUCCAUACAGGACUCACGUGUGGUCAUCGCCCUCCCAAAUCUUAAGACUCCACCAUCUGGGGACCUGGAACAACACGACUUUUUUUGAUCGCUAUUUUGUCCUCAAUGUUUUCAAGGUCUGAUGUUGGAGCCCUGUGGUGUAUUAUCCCCCCAGCAUGUUGAUUUGAGAAGGUUUAGGGCAUUUAGUCUCAGUUCUGUACUCUGGAUUUUCUCUUUGUGGUGGUUUUCAUACACUGUUUUCAUUUUCCCCCCGAGAGUCUCGCCAGUAUCAAGCACAGCCCACGCAUGGGAAAGGUUGCAGACCAGUUUGUUUGGGAAGGUUAAAUGAGGGUUCUUUCUCUCUCUGUCAUUGUGAAAGGAAGAGUCAUACAGUACCUGUGGACUUUCCAGGACUUCGUUUUUCUCUGGUGCCUUAGCAACGGCAGCAGCCAUUUUAAAUAGUUUUCCCUAAAUUAAAAACAAAACAACAGUUUAAACUCCCUCCCCUCCAUUCAUUGCUCUCAGAGCUAUGAUCACUAGUUUUUCUAGUUUUUUUGGAAACCACCUCCACCACACCCCCGUUUGCCUACACACACCCCCUUUUAUUUCUUUUUCUUUCUUUCCUUCUUUUUUGUGUCUCUUGCCUUCCUCCCAAGUUUUAUUUUCCCUCAGAACCGUGAAUGGGCAGGUCUGUCUCUGGUUUGGCAUCACUGAGUUUUUCCCAUGCAUUUGCCCCAGAGCUGCUCGGAUGUGAGACAAAUCUCCCUACAAUGGGCUUGCUCCCAUUGUCUGUACAGUUUAAUAGAUGCUGGCAUGUUGGAGGUUACCCAUGAGUCAAAAUCCGCUUUCCAUGCUUACUCUUGACACCCCAUUGAAGCCACUCAUUGUGUGUGCGUCUGGGUGUGAAGUCCAGCUCCGUGUGGUCCUGUGCUUGUACUGCCCGCUUUGCAGUUCCUUUGCACUUACUCAUCGAGUGCUGUUUUGAAAUGCUGACAUUAUAUAAACGUAAAAGAAAAUGUAAAAAAAAAAAAAAAAAAAAAAAAAAAAAAAACCAACCCACACACAAACAAACCCAUACGAUCUGUAUUUGUAUAUACACGUGUCCGUACAAGUAUACCUAAAUAAAAAUUAAAGAUUUUCAUCAUUUUAA
Molecule: messenger RNA, 10697 nt
Organism: Sus scrofa (pig)
Lineage: Eukaryota; Metazoa; Chordata; Mammalia; Artiodactyla; Suidae
Gene: EFNA5
Product: ephrin A5
Biological process (GO): axon guidance; regulation of cell-cell adhesion; regulation of actin cytoskeleton organization
Cellular component (GO): plasma membrane; external side of plasma membrane
Molecular function (GO): ephrin receptor binding
Source: RefSeq, a predicted model, not a curated record